Messenger RNA from Knipowitschia caucasica, 684 nucleotides. The record is from the annotation of a GenBank genome assembly. NCBI's taxonomy places the organism in Eukaryota, Metazoa, Chordata, Actinopteri, Gobiiformes, Gobiidae.
AUGGAGGACAUGGCUGAGCUGCAGGACAUGCAUGCUCUGCUCAUGAGUCGUGUGCAAAGUGUGGUGACUGCCUGUUGUGAGUACCGCAGCUCUCUGGAACAAUACGCGUACCUUUAUGUGGAGGAUCGCAGAGAGGUCCUGAGGCUCUUUCUCCUCCAUGGACAUGUGCUGACUGAUCACGAGAGGAAGAUGAACACACCUGGCAGCAUCCCAGAGAGCCCGCCCACGCUGGACUGCUUCAGAGAGCAGGUGGACCGCUAUGAAAAGCUGUAUGAGGAGAUCCAAGCUCUCCAGACGGUCUAUGUGUUCCACGGCUGGCUCAGGGUGGACUCCAGCUCCAUGAAGGCCGCACUGCUCAACACCGUCAACAAGUGGAGCUCCAUGUUCAAGCAGCACCUUAUGGAGCAUGUGAUCAACAGUCUGUCUGAGCUGGAGCAGUUCAUCAGUGACACAGGACAGGGCCUGGAGCAGCACGUGGAGAAGGGAGAGUACAGCGCUCUCGUAGGCCUCCUCUCUCACCUGCUCGCAGUCAAAAGCCGCCAACAAACCACUGAUGCCAUGUUUGAGCCCAUCCAGCAAACCAUCGCUCUGCUGCAAGACUACGGCCAGGAGCUGCCUGACAUGGUCUACAAACAUCUGCAGGUGAGACCCAUGAACACUCGAGGUCUUCUGAGCGAGCAGUAA